AUGAGAUUGUCACAGAGAACCAGUCGGCUUUUGUCCUCAGAGAGCCAUUCCGACAACGUACUCAUCACCCACGAGACGCUCCACUACCUUAAAAACAUCAAAGGCACAAGUCAGAUGCUACAUGGCAGUGAAAACGGACAUGACACAGUCACUUAUUCUUACCUGAUAAAUGGAGCUGCCCAAGGUCACGUAACUCCGAGCAGAGGCUUGCGGCAAGGAGACCCGCUCUCACCGUACAUCUUCAUCCUAUGUAGCGAGGUGCUCUCGGGCUUAUGUAUCCGUGCCGAGAAGGAAGGGAAGCUAUCAGGGAUAAAGUUGCAAAACGUAGCCCGCGAGUCAAUCAUCUCCUUUUGCGGAUGA
Molecule: messenger RNA, 360 nt
Organism: Microthlaspi erraticum
Lineage: Eukaryota; Viridiplantae; Streptophyta; Magnoliopsida; Brassicales; Brassicaceae
Source: the annotation of a GenBank genome assembly